Panicum hallii is the source of this 321-nucleotide messenger RNA. RefSeq lists its product as uncharacterized. Gene Ontology annotation, biological process: DNA integration. Gene Ontology annotation, molecular function: nucleic acid binding. The transcript has a single exon. NCBI's taxonomy places the organism in Eukaryota, Viridiplantae, Streptophyta, Magnoliopsida, Poales, Poaceae. The record is from RefSeq and is a predicted model, not a curated record. Bases 1 to 321 code for a protein of 106 amino acids.
AUGGUCAACAUCACCAAGGAAUUAGCAAUUACCUUCCUCAAGUCAAUUGUGUGCAGGUUCGGGGUCCCGAACCGGAUCAUUACCGACAACGGGACCCAGUUCAAGAGCCAGCAUUUCCAAGAGUACUGCGAGGACAUCAGCAUCCAGCUCUGCUUUGCUUCUGUGGCACAUCCCAGAAGCAAUGGCCAAGCAGAGCGGGCUAAUGCUGAGAUCCUCAGGGGGCUCAAGAUUCGCACCUACAACGAUGUUGGGAAACGUGGCGCGAAGUGGGUUGACCAGCUUCCAAGCGUGCUAUGGGGGAACCGGACCACACCCAGCUGA